UGCUUCCUCCAUCACCCACAAUCCCAUUGGUGACCUUGAGCACUCUCUCCCCAUCACAGCCACUUGUAGGGACUCUCCCACUUUCUGAGCAUCCCUGGGGGUCAGAUGGCCUUCCACUUUUCCUUCCACCUUCAUCCUCUUCAUCAGCCCCUGAUUCACCUCAUCCCAUCACCCCUUCUAAGCCUAUAGAACGACCCACCAAAGUGCCUUUGUUUCCCCAAAUCACACCAGCUGAUUCCUCUUCAGGUCAGAGCCUAGCUAAUGUCCUAAACCCAUAUUCUAACAGAAUGAACCACUUUCCAUCCAGAAAUAUCCAGGUUUUCAUCGGCACCCCUCUAGAUUUUUCCAGAACCUCAACAAAGCAACACUCUGAGCUAUCCCCAACAAAGGGUCCUCAUGCAGCAGGCUCCCCUACACCUGGGGUUUUGAGCUCCAUGGUAGAACUGGCCAAUCUGUCUCCUACUUCCCUGGCCCCUGGAGGUCUUCUCCAGCUUCCAAGUGUAACCAGGUCCAUGUUGGAGGCAGCUUCAAGUCCCACAUCCACCCAGCUGAUCCAUACUGCAGUAGCAGACAGAGGGAACAGUGGGGUGUCAUUGCCAACUUCUCAGAGCACAGCAACAGCGAGCCAUGUGGCUUGGCCUUCAUUCUUCCAGACUGCAGAUUUAGGGGCUGUAGCGAUGGCCAACAGAAAGCUAGCCCUUGGUACUCCUGCAGAUAGCUCUGCUAACUGGCCACAUUUGUCAGCAGCCUCAGAGAACUCCAAAGGGCCCACCCUCUCCCCAGAACAUGUCCCUUCCUCUUUGGUGCCUCCUCCUCUGCCUCUUACUACGCUAGGUCAAGGGCAAGUGGCCCCUUCUGGGGAAGCUCCUGCAUCACCAGUGAUGGGGACAGUUGACCUCUCCCCACUGCUUACUAUCCUCCAGCCCUCAGAGGAUCAUGCCUCUCUAUCCCCUGUGCCAGAGACGCCCAUUUCCCAGGAAGAUGGCCAUGAGGGGUCCACUCCUGCAGCCACACACUUCCUCCCCAGCAAAUUUCCUAGUCUUUUUACAACUUGGACAAUUCCCCUGCAAAAAGAGAACAGGGUGACAGCCAUUUUCACAAAAAAUAGAAAGACAAAUGCAACAGUUCCUCUGCAGGCCCUUCCAACUAAAGAAGUUUCAAGUGUUCACACUGUAAAUGGCUUCCCCUCUGAGUUUAGCACUGGUCCUAUUUCACCUCCCAUCAUGACAACACUAAGAGCAGACCUCCCUCCUUCAGGGUCGCCUCUGUCAUCUGUGCUCACCAUGCAAGCCACUCAGGCUGGUUCCUCUUCUCCCGGCUCUUCCAGCACCAGGCUGGACAGUUACACAGCUGCUGCGGGGCUGUUGGAGUUGCCAGCUUCAGCUUCCAAACAGGUGACAGCGCUUUCCUCUUCCACUGAAGUCUAUGAUUCCCCAACAAUAGGAGGCAUGGAAAAGCCGGCCACCACAGCUGUUUUCUGGAACUCUCUUUCAGCAGAAACUGGAUCCCUCUCCACACAAUUGACAAUAUCUGGCUCACAGCAGCAAGCACAUUAUGAUUUAAACACUCACACAAUUAACUCAGCAAGUUGGGAGCCCCAUUCAGCCACUCUUCCCAGCGUGGUAAUAUCAGCUGCCAAUGCAAUAAAAUCUCAGACUUUCAAAGAAACUACUGGACAGUCAGUAGCCACAGAAGACUUUAACAUUCAGGAUCUAGUCCUCAGUCAAAGUGCCAACCAGACUGUCCAGCAGUCAGAUGAGCCUGUGGUUGGAACCUAUACAGACAUCUUGCCCACAACCAAGCAUUCCAGAGAUACUGAGACAGCAGUGGUUGAAUAUUACCCACCCAUAAGGCAGCAUUCUAUUUCAGAGCCCCACCUUCAGCUACCUAUCCAAGCAGCCCACCUUCUGUGGCCAACGUGGCCAAGUCUAACUUCUACAGCUAGGUUGCCUCAAAUGCUUUCAGAUGGAAUAGGCACAGGUUCCCAGAUUUCCGGUGACAUCUAUUCAUCACCUGGGAACAAUGCUUCCCCACCAUUCCAGAGUGUCCUGGAAUAUCACUCAACUGCUGACUCUCCUCCUAUAUCAACCAGUGCCUUUUCCAGGACCCCCUCCAAAGUCCUGCGAACUUCUCAGCGCCCCAAGAAAUGGACAGGUGCAGCCACUAAUGCAAGUAGUUUGUUUCCUGGUACCCAGAAAACAGUGGACGCCUCAGUGUCAUCCAAAAUAGAACCAACAGCAGCAACAGCAGCAGCCACCACAUUGUUGCUGAGGAAGUCAAGUCCGGCAGCACUGUCUGCAGCCCUCACUGCAAAGGGCACUGGCAGCAGCGGCUUAGUCAAGAGCAGCUCAACCACUGCUUUAGCUAGAAAUAUCACCAACAAGGCAGCAGUGGGCCCAAAGGUGAUAGGGGGGGCAGUCCACACAGCCUACCCAUUCACACCAACCUACGUGCUUACCCGAACAGCCCACACCAUGAGUACACACACAGCCAUGCAAGGAACCACAGGCUCUGCCUCAGGCCUGUUGUCUACAACACACCUCCCCAGGAAACCACAAGCCAUGCACACUGGUCUCCCCAACCCCACCAAAUCAGAGAUGCCCAGAGCAUCCACGCCCCGCCCACUGACAGUCACAGCAGCGCUGACAUCAAUUACAGCAUCAGUAAAGGCUACGCGGCUGCCACCUUUGCAGACAGGAAACACAGAUGCGGCUCUUCCUGCUGUGUCCACUGCAAUAGUCACAACUGGCAAAAUGGCAUCCAGUUUGGACUGUCAGAUGUCCCCCAAGCUCCUUGUGAAGACAGUUCUCUUUAUAAGCCAGAGGAGAGUGCAGAGCACUGAGUUCUUGAAGCUCAGUGUAGCCAAAGGGCUCACACAGGCACUGCGGAAGGCUUUCCACCAGAACGAUGUCUCUGCUCACGUGGACAUUCUGGAAUAUUCUCAUAACAUCACAGUUGGUUAUUAUGCUACCAAAGGGCGGCUGGUGUACUUGCCUGCUGUGGUGAUGGACAUGCUGGGUGUUUAUGGAGUCAGCAAUGUCACUGUAGAUCUGAAGCAGCACACCUCCAACUUACAGUCUGUGGCAGUCCUGGCCUCCCCAUGGAAGCCCCAGCCUGAAGGCUACUUCCAGCUGAAAACAGUGCUGCAGUUUGUGAGCCAAUCAGACAACAUACAGUCCUGCAAGUUUGCCCAGACAAUGGAGCAGAGGCUGCAGAAGGCGUUCCAGGAUGCAGAGAGAAAGGUCCUCAACACCAGAAGCAACCUGACGGUUCAGAUCCUGAGCACAUCCAACGCCUCCCAGGCCGUGACCUUGGUGUAUGUUGUGGGCAACCAGAGCUCGUUCCUCAACGGCACGGUGGCCAGCAGCCUCCUUAGCCAGCUCUCCGCUGAGCUGGUGGGAUUCUACCUCACCUACCCUCCACUCACCAUCGCUGAACCAUUGGAAUAUCCCAACCUUGAUACAUCAGAAACAACGAGAGACUACUGGGUCAUCACAGUACUGCAGGGCGUGGACAACUCGCUGGUGGGCCUGCACAACCAGAGCUUUGCCCGGGUCAUGGAGCAACGUUUGGCCCAACUGUUCAUGAUGUCCCAGCAACAGGGCCGGCGGUUUAAACGGGCCACCACCCUGGGAAGCUAUACUGUGCAGAUGGUGAAGAUGCAGCGUGUGCCAGGACCAAAGGACCCAGCGGAGCUGACUUACUACACACUGUACAAUGGGAAGCCGCUACUGGGCACUGCAGCAGCCAAGAUCCUGAGCACCAUUGAUUCCCAGAGGAUGGCCUUGACUCUGCAUCACGUUGUUCUCCUGCAAGCUGACCCUGUGGUGAAGAACCCACCCAAUAACCUGUGGAUCAUCGCCGCAGUACUGGCACCCAUUGCCGUGGUCACAGUCAUCAUCAUCAUCAUCACUGCUGUGCUCUGCAGGAAGAACAAGAACGACUUUAAGCCAGACACCAUGAUAAACCUGCCUCAGAGGGCAAAGCCUGUGCAAGGCUUUGACUAUGCCAAGCAGCACCUGGGCCAGCAAGGGGUAGAUGAGGAGGUCAUCCCUGUGACUCAGGAGACGGUGGUCCUUCCCCUUCCUGUCAGAGAUACUCCUCAGGAAAGAGACACAGCUCAGGACGGGAGCACCAUCAAGACGGCUAAGUCCACAGAAACCAGAAAGAGCAGGUCGCCCAGUGAGAAUGGCUCUGUCAUCAGCAACGAAUCAGGGAAGCCCAGCUCAGGGAGGCGCUCACCCCAGAACCUAAUGGCACAACAGAAAGUGACAAAGGAGGAGACAAGGAAGAGAAAUGUGACAGCAAGUGACGAAGAGGAGGGAGCAGGUCUUUUUGACAACUCUGGCAAGGCGGCAGCAGAUCCUUUCGACACGUCUUCUGGGUCUGUGCAGCUUAUUGCGAUCAAACCUGCAGCCCUACCUGUGGUGCACCCCACCGCGGACAGGAGCCAGGAGUCCUCCGCAGUCCUCAAUGGUGAGGUGAACAAGGCUCUAAAGCAGAAAUCAGACAUUGAGCACUACCGGAACAAGCUACGCCUGAAAGCCAAGAGGAAGGGAUACUAUGACUUCCCUCCGGUGGAGACAAGCAAAGGCCAGACGGAAAGAAAAAAGAUAUACGAGAAAGCCCCAAAGGAAAUGGAGCAUGUUUUGGACCCAGACCCAGAACUAUGUGCUCCCUUUGCUGAGUCUAAAAACAGGCAACAGAUGAAGAACUCUGUCUACCGAAGCCGGCAGUCUCUGAACAGCCCCAGUCCAGGAGAAACCGAGAUGGACCUUCUGGUUUCGCGGGAGCGACCCCGGCGUGGAAUACGGAACAGCGGAUAUGACACUGAGCCUGAAAUCAUAGAGGAAACCAAUGUUGACAGAGUGCAUGAGCCCCGGGGCUACGGCCGGGCCCGGCAGGUAAAGGGCCACUCGGAGACCUCUACACUGAGCUCACAGCCUUCCAUCGAUGAAGUCCGGCAACAGAUGCACAUGCUGUUGGAGGAGGCCUUCAGCCUGGCUUCUGCAGGUCAUGCAGGCCAGAGCCGGCAUCAGGAGGCCUAUGGCUCCACUCAGCAUCUGCCCUACUCAGAAGUGGUGACGAGCGCUCCAGGGACCAUGACACGGCCCAGGGCAGGGGUGCAGUGGGUGCCCACCUACCGUCCAGAAAUGUACCAAUACAGUCUGCCCCGGCCGGCUUACCGGUUUUCCCAGCUUCCUGAAAUGGUCAUGGGCUCUCCCCCUCCACCUGUACCUCCUCGGACUGGUCCUGUGGCUGUUACUUCCCUCAGACGGUCGACCUCAGACAUCGGUAGCAAGACGCGCAUGGCCGAGUCCUCUGGGCCUGAACCCGCCCAGUUGCAUGACAGUGCCUCAUUUGCCCAGGUGUCCAGAGGUCCUGUGUCUGUGGCGCAGUUGGAUCAGUCGGCUUUAAAUUACUCAGGUAACACAGUACCGGCAGUGUUUGCCAUCCCAGCAGCCAACAGACCUGGCUUCACUGGCUACUUCAUCCCAACGCCUCCCUCAUCCUACAGGAGCCAGGCCUGGAUGUCCUACGCAGGAGAGAACGAGCUCCCAAGCCAGUGGGCUGAUUCGGUCCCCCUUCCUGGGUACAUCGAGGCCUACCCCAGGUCACGGUAUCAGCAGAGCUCACCCUCCAGGCUCCCUCGCCAAUACAGCCAGCCAACCAACCUGCACCCCAGCCUUGAGCAGGCCCCUGUCCCCUCCACAGCUGCCUCACAGCAGAGCCUGGCAGAAAAUGAGCCUCCUGACACUCCACUGACCAACAUCUCUACCGCAGCCCUCGUGAAGGCUAUCCGGGAGGAGGUAGCCAAGCUGGCUAAGAAGCAGACAGACAUGUUUGAGUUCCAGGUCUAACACCUCAGCCCUGAGGGACUCUUGUACUUAUAGACCAUAAGGUAACAAGGAGGCUUUGGGUUUCUCUCUCCUAAUGUGAGGGGGACUCCAAACAUAGACAAUUGGUGGGUCAUUCUCACCACUCACAAGUUGUGAAAGGUGAACAGUGGGGCUGCUGGGAAACAGGAAACUCAUGAAUGACUGAAUUUUGACUUCUGCAGCAGACUGUGGGUCAACAAGUCCCUGAUUGGGCUCCUGUGUUUGAUAUUCUGUUGGGUUGAAUGUUUGAACUGUGGGUGGAAUUUCUAAGGAGCCCUGGGUUGUAAGAGGCACUAGCUAACCUACAGGUUCCUGACCAGUGUCCCAUUUUAAUAAAUCCCUAGAAGGGAGAGAAUGUUGCUCAGUUUUCAGUGACCUCUGCAUGUUAACUCCUUCUGUGUUAAACAGGAGUAGGAAUUAAGCACCAGACUGUACUCUCUCAUUGGGCCAUGACCAUGAUUGCUAAGAAUCAUCUCUAGUCUGUACGGGAGACAUUGACUCCAGCCAAGAAACUCAAGUCCCUUUGCUUUUAAAGGCUCGUAUUCAAAGUCAAAUGAUGAAAAUCAGUUCCAAUGGCUGUGCCUAUAAAUAGUACUGUCUUUUCCCACCUGUUAAUUAAAGGCCAAGAAAGAGAAGAUGAGCCUGAAUGGUGGAUUUGUGUUGACAGGCUUUUAAAAAAGUGUUGUCAUUUUAAAAAUAGAGUGUCCUACAAGUUGGAAUCUAUCUGAGAGAGAAUCAGUGCUAAGAGCUUUAGAAUCCUACAAAAGAAAAGCAAAUAUUUGUGCAGUUUCUCCUUGCCUGUAUUGAAGAUGGCUUGAGAACAAAGCUGCUCUCUUUCGGGGAAUAAUAGAUCAACUUUUACAAGAAGACCUGUCUCUUCACCAGUGAUGUCCAGCACACACUGCUGAGUGAUAUGAAAGAAAACCAUUGUUGAUCCCCAUUGGAGAUGGGAGAGAUGGAUCCACAGUCAUCCCAGGCUACAGCCUCUGUUUCUGGAAGCUUCUGGAUAUAGAAAAUUUGAUCUGAGUUUAAACAUAAAUAAUCUUUUUUAAAAGUAUAUGGAUAUCAUCAGUUAUCUGUAGUUGACGGGCAUAGGAGGACAUUUGCUGAGAUGUCAGGGUUGUUACCUUGAACUUUGAUGCCCUGUGUCCCUGUCCCUGGCAUGGAGCAUCAGCCCACAGAGUAUGGUAGAGACACUGCCUUGCAACACUGGAGUGCCAGCCACUGACUACCUUUCAGCACAAGCAAAAUUGAUUUGGGUACCAUAAAGAAAGGGAGCCCUAAGUUCUCUCCUCAGCUUUGGGAGCGAUGUAUGUUGUCAGAAUGCUUGCUUGGUGUCUGUUGGAGAACAUGGUCCUGUCCUGCCUUCACCUGUGACCCAUCUAGCUUCAGCUCUUCCCAUACCCUUGUGAACCCAUCUGUCCAUUGCCUUGAUGAGUUUCUUUGGUCUUUAUUGAAAGAAGAGAAUAGAAACUUAUGCGUUGAGAGGAUUAGGAUUAAACUGAUUAGAAUGGGAGAUUCAAACUGUCAAAGCACAGACUUUCCCAAGAAGCUGUUUCUAUUUCCCAAUGACAAAUUGUCCUUUCUGAAAUGUUCAGAGAUAAUAUGUCAUGGAAUCCCCAACAGGUCUCUUGUUGGGAUGAUACUAGUAGUGUCCUUUUAGUAUGCUGGUUGAUCUUUCAUAGUGUUAGUUUUUUGUUACUUAAAAAGAAAUCAGCUAUAAAUAAAAUGUAUUUUUGUAAUUUCCAUGUGUAUAUAUGGUAUAUUUCUACCAAUGGCCAGUUGUUGUAGUCCAAAACUUAAAUCAGCUUGUAGAACACUGUGGACAGUGCAAGAUUUUAUCAACAGAUUAACACGAUGCCUAAGUCUAUCCAAACAGGCAUUUGAUGCACUUGAAUGAACAAAGAGCCAAAGAAACUCAGCCUUUUCAUGCAAAUGGUAGAAGUCUGAUAAAGUCAGCUACAUUAUCCCACCUUAUCAAUAAUACCAAUAUUCCAUCAGUGCAGUGAUACAGCCACACAGUACUUUGUCUACUUGGUAAAUGCCUGGAUAUGCUGAAAGUGAAAAGGGAAGUUUUAAGACCAUAGAGUGGAGAUGUAUCUAUGCUUUAAAGACAGCCUCUGAGCUUUGGCUAUCCCAGUAACUUCCAGAUGAUGAAUCUGUAGUUGGCAGUGGUAUGGCUCCAGAUUGCUAGGGGGCUGGAGCUACAACUCACUGGAGUCCUCGUAGAACCCCCAUGAAAGGUUUCAUUCAUUGAGACAACUGAAGUACAGCAUGCUAAAUCAGACUCUUAGACUCGACACCAUAGAUUCAAAAGGUCUAUGCAAAGAAAACGAUACAUUUAAAAGAAAUGAAUGUUUGUGUUUUUCCACCAAUGGGAAGACACCUUCCAUUAUUACAUUUUUCUGUGACUAAGAUGUGGUCCCUUCUCUAAAGAGUCUCCUGACCUGGACAAGAGACUGAGAAAUCCAGGUGGUUAAAUCACAUCAUGGCUGUGAAAAUGGGAUUCCGUGAGAGCCCAGAAGAAGCGGCAAUGAACUUGGUUUUGCCGUGAUCCUCCAGUCAGUCACGGAAGCCAUAAAGAAUCUCAGUGACCUUGAAGGAAGAAGCAGAAGCCCAGAUGAAUGGGGAGCUAAUGCCGAGCCUGCUGACUCAUGCCCCAGCCUGCUCCAUUUCACCAUGCUGCCUGGAUGCUUGUUGGUGACACAUUUCUUCAACUGUGCCCAGAAGUUUAAAAAGUCAAAUGUCAAAUGAAAGAUUCCAUAAUGUUCCUGCCAAAAAAAAAAAAAAAAAAAAAAAACAGGCUGAGUACGUACUGACCUUCACACACAGUUCAGAGAACCAUACCUUUAUGGCAUAAUAAUUUUUUUGGCCCUGGUUUUGAUACAACUUUUCUUCAUGAAUGAAAAAGAAAUCAAUUUGGCUUUUUCCAGAGAGUACCACUGAGGAAAUGGUGUCUUCUGUUACCAUUCAAACCUGCAGGGGUGACUUCCUUGUUCAGUGCCGUGGGUCAAACAGGCAGGUAGGGAUGCCCUCACAGCUUGUCAUUGGGAGGUAAGAGGUGUCAUGCUCUGUAUCAGGAAACCUAGCGGGGCCACAACAUUAAGGUCUAUUGUGUGGCCAGGUACCAUGACCUGGGUACCGGAACAAGAUGGCAGCUGUUAAGUAUGAAGCAAAAAGCGGCCUCUUAGUGCCAGGAGAAGUGAUACUGUUCCUUUGUUAUUUUGAGCCCAGCAAAAAAGGUGUGCAAUUUCUGGAUAUUCUUGAUUUAAGAAAGGAAAUGGUUAGAUCUGUAAUUAAAAGAAAAGAAAACCUUGUCUGAGAAUGUGUGGAGUGGAAGAGAUGCAGAAUUCUAAUACCUAACUAAAAGAAAUGCUUUCCUAUGAGGCAGAAAUUGGAGAAACAGAUAAAAAAUUUUAAUAUUGAUUACAUAAAAAUAACCCUCACUGUUUUUCUAUAUAGCACACAAGUGCUCAAAGUUCAGUAAAUAACUAACAAAUUGUUUUAACUUGAGGAAAAGAUAUGAACCUAAUCCUGAAAUCAUAGUUUGGGCUUCCCUUACAAAUUAUAGCCCGAGACUCUUAAGGAAUAAUUAUCAUCUAGCUUGGAAUAAUCACUGACUGGGGUCCAAAGUAUCAGAAGUAAACUUCUGCCAUUUAGGCUGGGCAUGGUAAUGCACCCCUUUCGGGAGGCAGAGGCAGGCAGAUCACUGUGAAUUUGAGGCCAUCCUGAUCUUCAUAAUGAGUUCUUACCAAUUGGAACUACACAGUGAGACCCUGUCCAAAAAGAAAAGAAAAGAAAAAUCUGCCAUUUAGACCAACCUCAGAAUGUUCUAACCUCAGAACUUCUCAAGGACUAGAAAUCCACUCACCCUUGCUUCAGUACAGGGACCAACUGAAAGACAUAGGGACAAGUGAUAGAAACAAAGCUCCCUGCAGCAGGCAAGGGACAAGGCAUCCAGGCAUCCCUCCUCACGCCUGCGCUCUGGCUCUUCCUUGGGCACUCUCCUCACCAGCUUCCCUCUCUGUCUCUCUCAGCACAUCUGCUCUUUCCUCUUGCUUUACCCAACCAGCUUACUCAUUCGUGCAUAUGGAGCUAAAUACCCACCUCAGGACUCACACCAUACCUUUUCUUCCUAGUGCCCACUACUCUCUGACUGAUGUCUCUGUGCCCUUCUAGGCAAAUGCUUGAGAAUCUCUGACUAGUUCAGUUCAUACCUGCCAGUGGAUGAGCUGCCCUGGGGAUAGCUGGCCGUCCAUUAGGCUGUAAGCAAGGAGGCAGGGUUGUGUCCUAAGGGCACGAUCCCUGGAUUGACCCAUUCAGCAAGGGCUCUUGUUAAGGACUGGUACCCAGAGGAAAGAGCAUGUUUGUGCAGGACUUCCAAAGGCGAUCUGCGGAGACUGGAACUGACCAUACUCCUAAAAUGCCACGUGGCAGCCAGCAGUCGAAGGGCAGUCUGUCUGGAUACUGCCCCUGCAAGGAAAAGGCAUCCCUCACUUGUACAUCAGGUGAGAAUGCAUGUGUUUGAACCCCUGACAGACUGGCCAGACUCCCCCAGCCACUUCCCACCCCCACAUUAAGUUACUGAAUACUGCUGCUGGGCCCGAGAAGAGAUCUCUAACCAAGGCCCAGUUAGCACAAUGUCUUGCUCAGCAGACAAUAAAUACUUGUAAAUUGAAUUGCAUGAUCUUAGCUCAGGUGCUAUUAAUGUGGCUCACAGCCACACACUUGCAUGGAUGAGAAAACUGAUGAGCCUUGCAAUAGAGUCUUUUGAAACAAAAUUGGUUUCAAGUGAAACUGAUAUUAUCAUGGCUCUGACCUUCCGGCUAUAAGUUAGUAUCCUGAGAACUGAAAGGUUUUUGAUUGCUUAAGUGAACUGUUACAGAACCCUAGGUGGUGGUCAAUACUGAAAUGUAGGGUGUUUCUGUAAAGGAAUAUUUAGGAAAUAUAAUUGUACCAGAAACAAAUUCCCUUAAAAGAUAUUGAGCUGCUUUGAUGUUGUUUCAAAAAUAAGGAAAUUUUGAGAAGGUGGAAUUUGUACCCUGAGGUCAAACCCCUACUUGAGUGAAAGCCAUUCUGUAAGGAAAUCUAGAAAUUGAUUAUUCCCAUUUUAUGGCCUCAAUCAGACUCUGUAAAUUUUGGAAAGAGGCCAUCAAUGUAUUUUACAUAAUUAACUAUGGCCUCACCUCCCACUCCUUCAUCUUCUUAAGUCUAAACUCAUCUCUGCCAUCACAAACAAGUGAAGGAAAGAAAAAAAUGUACCGAACAAAACCAGAGGAGAAUCAUCGGACUGGAAAUUCUGAAAAGGUGUAAAUAUUCUAGGUAUUGAGUGUCUCACUUUAAACUAGUCUGUAAUUCCCCAUCUGUCAAAUGGGUAUAAUAACAUCUGUACUUCCUACCUCCCGUGGUGGUUGUGAGGAGCACUCGCAUAAUGUAUCUGAAAAUGGUUUGGAAAGUAUAUUAGAAGGAUUUAUUACUAAAAUUAUUCAUUUCACAAUUCAGUCUUAUCCAGCUCCUGCUAUUCACUGAAUUAAUUUGUAGUGUCAUGUAUUCUAUGACACAACUUCUUAUCAAGGAAAAAUAAGAAAUUCUGAAGUCUGUAAUUGCCCACGAAAGUCAGCCCCAGAUGGCGUUGCUGUUAUCGUUAUUUGUCAGCUGUGGUUGGGAAGAUGUGUUAAGUGCUUCCACAUGUGCUUUGACUCUGGGUGAAAAAUAAACCCAGGCUGGCGAUUCUCUAAAAUCACUUUAGAUGCAUCGGGCAGAGUACUGAACAGAAGCUCCGAAUGUAGCUGUUGUUAUUUCAAUGCUUUGCUUUCUAAUUAACUUUAUACGUCCUUUGCCUCUGCCGGGAACAGAGUGUUCAUAUGCUGUUAGAAUUUUUUAUUGUAAAAUAAAAUGACAAAUGCUUUCAUACCCC
This is a messenger RNA of Nannospalax galili (Upper Galilee mountains blind mole rat), 11796 nucleotides long. RefSeq names its product KIAA1549 like. The record is from RefSeq and is a predicted model, not a curated record. Lineage: Eukaryota; Metazoa; Chordata; Mammalia; Rodentia; Spalacidae. The transcript has 20 exons. Bases 288 to 5861 code for a protein of 1857 amino acids.